This is a messenger RNA of Anastrepha ludens (Mexican fruit fly), 1080 nucleotides long. RefSeq names its product U1 small nuclear ribonucleoprotein A (gene snf). The record is from RefSeq and is a predicted model, not a curated record. Gene Ontology annotation, molecular function: U1 snRNA binding. The transcript has 2 exons. Gene Ontology annotation, cellular component: U1 snRNP. Gene Ontology annotation, biological process: mRNA splicing, via spliceosome. NCBI's taxonomy places the organism in Eukaryota, Metazoa, Arthropoda, Insecta, Diptera, Tephritidae. Bases 94 to 744 code for a protein of 216 amino acids.
AAAAGAGAACGUCAAAAUACGUUUUUUAGGUUUUCGUAUUAACAACGUUUUGCGUGGUUUAUUUAACAAUUUUCACUAAAUUAUUAUUAAAAAAUGGAUGCUCGACCAAAUCAAACAAUUUACAUUAAUAAUCUUAAUGAAAAAAUUAAGAAAGAAGAACUCAAAAAGUCGUUGUACGCCAUUUUCUCUCAAUUCGGGCAAAUUCUAGAUAUUGUGGCGCUAAAAACGCUUAAAAUGCGUGGUCAAGCGUUUGUGAUUUUUAAAGAAAUUGCAAGUGCAUCGAAUGCGCUCCGUACUAUGCAGGGAUUUCCGUUCUAUGAUAAACCAAUGCGCAUUGCUUACUCAAAGUCAGAUAGCGACAUAGUGGCCAAGAUAAAGGGUACAUUCAAAGAGCGUCCCAAGAAAGUCAAACCACCAAAGCCGGCACAAACCACAGAAGACAAAAAAGAUAAAAAGAAGAAGACGUCAAAUGCUGAAAAUGCGAAUCCAAAUACACAAACUGAACAACCACCAAACCAAAUUCUUUUCCUCACCAAUUUGCCGGAAGAAACAAAUGAAAUGAUGCUUUCCAUGUUGUUCAAUCAAUUCCCUGGCUUCAAAGAGGUGCGUUUAGUGCCAAACCGUCACGACAUUGCCUUCGUAGAAUUCGCCACCGAAUUACAAAGUAAUGCUGCGAAGGAGGCACUGCAAGGCUUCAAGAUAACGCCGUCACAUGCUAUGAAGAUCACAUUUGCCAAAAAGUGAGAGUUUAAUCACGGGCUAAAAGUGUUUAGAGGUAUAUACACGGUAGAUAUACAUAAAUUUAACUUAGCACUAGCAUUUUUUUUAUUUGGUAAACUUCCAUACGUGGAAUUCCAGCAUGUGAAUAAACUUUUCCAAUAUAAAAUAACAAUAUUUUUCCUUUACCUGAACUUGAAAUGAUUGAAUUAGUAUGCUCAUGCUAUUAAAAUCACCGCCUUUGAGGAUUUUUUUGGUUUAGCAAAAGUUCAUUUAUCUCUGAAUCCAUUCAAAUAAAUGUACGUUGAAAAACAAUUUUAAUUUGGAAAUAAAGUGCAUGCCAUGCUUGGCAGAGUAAUACAA